Messenger RNA from Pelodiscus sinensis (Chinese soft-shelled turtle), 3175 nucleotides. The record is from RefSeq and is a predicted model, not a curated record. NCBI's taxonomy places the organism in Eukaryota, Metazoa, Chordata, Testudines, Trionychidae.
GUAUCCCUGUGUUCCCUGUUCUUCUCGGAGGCCAGCGUGGCCCUUGCUCAUGCAGAGGACACGACGGGACUGGCAUGAGCAUCUGCCGUGGCAAUGGAAGAGUUCCGAAGGGCUUAUGCCCAGUUAUGCAAGGAGAGUCAUGCUGAGCCACAAGAGACAGUCCUGCAGCAGCUGCAUGAGCUCCGGGAGGUAUCAGGACAAAGCCGCUUGGAUUUGGCCACUCAGAGCCUUUCAGUAGAUACGUGCAGAGUCUUAGGGAAGCUUUUACAGGAUGAGACCCUGUUUACGGAGAUCACGCUAAGUGACUGCAUGCUCAACGAGGAAGGGGUCAGACAUCUGCUGAAUGGACUUUGCUCCAACACCGUAGUAAAAUCUUUGGACUUGAAGGGGAAUAACCUGCGAGCUGUGGGUGCUGAGGCUUUGGGGAAACUCCUCAGGCAGAACAAAUCCAUCAGAAGCCUCACCUUGGAGUGGAACAGCCUGGGCAUGUGGGAGGAGGGUUUUUCCCUCUUCUGCCAGGGACUAGGAGCCAACCGCUUCCUGCACUGGCUGGAUCUGCGCAAUAACCAGGUUAACCACCAGGGGGCAGGAGAGCUGGCCAUGGCCCUGAAAAGCAAUUCCAGCCUCCAGGAGCUGGAUUUGCGAUGGAACAGCAUUGGGCUUCUGGGGGGCCGAGCCUUACAGAGCUGUCUGCACAGCAACAAGACCUUGCGGAGGCUGGAGCUGGCUGGGAACAACAUCCCCAGUGACAUUCUGAAAGCUGUGGAACAAGCCAUGGAUCACAACCAGGACCGUCAGACCAUUCUUGCUGAGAACCACAGCCGGACACGUGUGCUCAGUAAGGAGGUGUUGAGCCUGAAGGAGGAGAAGGCAAAGCAGUUCCUGGAUUUGAUGGACACUAUUGAUAAGCAGAGAGAAGAAAUAACCAGGACCAGCAGAACCUCUGCGGCACGAGUUGGCCAGCUACAGGAAGCCCUGACUGAGCGGCACUCUGUCAUGAACUCACUGAAAGCCAAACUGCAGAUGACUGAAGCUGCAUUGGCUCUGUCUGAGCAGAAAGUGCACGACCUGGGAGAACUGCUGAUUGCCACAAAGCAGGAGCAAGGCAGUAUGAACGAGCGCCAGCUGAAGGAGCUCCGGCAGCAGAAACAGGAAGCUGCUGAUCGGGAAACAAAGCUUCUCCGGGACCUAUCUGCUGCCAACGAGAAGAAUCUGCUCCUAAGAAACCAGGUGGAUGAGCUAGAAAGAAGGUGCAAAGCCCAACAGGACCAGCUGUUCCAGGUGAAGCAAGACUUGACAAACACAACAGCAGAGCUGAAACUGCGGGCUGUGCAGGCAGAGGAACGCCUGGAAAUGGAGAAGAGGAGAUUUAAACAGGGUCUGGAAGAUAUGGAAUCCCUUCGGUUGAAAGAGGUGGAUCACAUGACACAUCACAUGGACGCAAGUGAGCGCUCCAUGCAGGAGAGAAUCCAGAGGCUGGAAGCUGUCCGGAUCGGGCUGGAGGAGGAGCUGAGCCGAGUCAAAGCAGCGGCAUUGGCUGAGCGAGGGCAGGCUGAGGAGGAGUUAAUCAAAGUCCGGGGCCAGGUCAGACUGGAAGAGACACAGCGCCUGGAUCACUUGGAAGAGAAGCUCCGGCUGAUGACACAGUCACGUGAUGAAGCUCAGAACUUCUGCCUUCAGCAGAAGCAGGCCGUGGGAGAGGCUCAAGCCAAAGCAGGCCAGCUGACCCUGCAAGCCGAAGGGCUCAAGAGGCGCAUAGAGGAGCUGCAGCAGGAGCUGAGUGGCAAGGAGCAGGAGAAAGUGGCAGAGGUGAACAAGGUGAGAGUGGAGCUGCAGGAGCAGCUUGGACACCUGCAGGCGGAAAGGACAGCACAGGAGGGGCUGAGAGAGAAGAUCGCAGCCCUGGAGAGGCAAUUGAAAGUGCUAUCAAGUAACCACCGGGAGGCCCUGCUGGACAAAGAGAGUGAAAUCUCUACUCUCCAGGAGAAGCUGAGGAUGAAAGAGACUGAGAUCUGCAGGAUGAGGGAAGAGGAGGCCCAACGAGCUAGUUUCCUGCAAAAUGCCGUCAUGGCCUAUGUGCAGGGCUCCCCCCUUGGAGCCCUCAACCCUAGGAAAUGAUUGUGUGGCCUAAGGAAUCCCAGGUGCCUGCUGUCAGGAGUGGGGCAGGGGGAUGGUCUGUGUGUGGCGCCUUCCGGAGUAGGCUGGUUUCUCGAGGUGGUGUUACUCGUCUGGGAAGCACAAAGGCCACAGACACAGAAUCCCUCAGGCCAUUGAGAAACUCUGCUGCUGGCGGCAGUGAAGUCUGAAGAAAAUAAAUAGCCAAGAUUUGGGAAGGAGUAGCCAGGACUGAGUUCUCUUCGCCACGCUAAGGCCUGUCCACACUGGAGCCUUUGAAACUGUUUUCAUGUUCUGUCACACAUCAUAAGUCUGACUGUCUCACUGCACACUGCUGCUCACGGUGUCGUAGCAGCCCUGGGAGAGGGGCAGCCUGCAGCCCUGUUGUGGGUGCUGUGGCUUUUCACAAAGGAAGUCUUGUCAACGCUCAACAGGGAGAUUAUUAAAACCAGCUCCCAUGCUUGGGAGCCAUCUGUGUCACUAGCAAGGUACAGUGAACCCAGAUACGAUGGUGAUGGGUGACACAGACAUACCAUAAUAAAUAAAACCAGCCAUGCUGGGAGGUGGCUGCAGUCCCAGGCUCGCUAAUGAAUUCUUGACUAUAGCUUACAUGAUGUUGAAAAGUAGGGAAGCUCCUGUGUCUGCUCAGUGUGAACCACUGUCCUAAACUGGAGCCUCUACAAGAGAGAGGCAGAGAACAGUUUUUCAUUCCACUUUUUUUUUUUGGGGGGGGGGGGGGGGAGAGUAGGAAAUCCCACUGGAUCCUUCUGAAGUGACAUGCUGCAAAGAAUGGAUGCCGGGUUCUGCCAGGCCCCUGGCAGCUUAGCAGUGCUAUUGCCUUGACUUUGAACUGGUGGAGAGGCUGUGAGUUCUCAUUCCCUGGCUAUAGAAUGCGAGAAAAUGAGGUGUAGGACAUGGUGAAUGGUUUUAUAUUAAUUUUAAUGCAUAUUUUAAAAACUAAGAUGAAAGUGAAAUCUGUGCCCUUCUCUCUGGAUCUAGGAGUCUGUCUGUUUUGUUGGGUUCUUUUUUAAAUAAAGAGCAUUUGAAUUUUGUUAUAAUA